UGAUUGAACCGAACGGAACCCUAGCAAGGAAUAUGGCUGCUGAAACCGACGCGAGAUGCCAGGGAGACGUAAGAAAGCUAUCCUUCUUCUUUGAGAAACUCGGCGCCUCUUCUCCUCCUGAUACAAGAAAAAGUUCAGAAAUCACCAAUCGAAAAGGUUGCGGAGGAUCCGCUGGUUCAGGCACCUGUACAGGCUGUACUCCUGUCGUCUCCAUGGGGCUGAAUGAGUUCAGACGACUGGUGGCUGGUGGAGGUGCUUCUGUGGACAAACGACAAUGUGUGCCCUGCGAUGAAUGUUCUAACUCGCACCCCCGUUUUUCUUGUUGCCCUUACACCCCUUGUCGUAUUUGUGACAGGGUUCACCCCCGCUCUGCUCGUUGCCCUUACUUCUACCAUCUCCCACAGGGGGCAACUUUUCCCCCUGGAUAUGAAAUAGUUUGACAAUGUGGUAAUGCAUUUAAUGAGGAAAAGUGGGCUUGUAGCUCUUGUGGUGGGAGCAUGCCGGUGCUUAAGGCCAAGUAUUGUUCCAUUUGUAAUGUCGGGUAUCAGCACUGUGUAUAUGAAUGCCCAGAGGAUCAGGUUCUUGCUGCUGAGUAUAAAUCGAUUAGAGACAAGAUCCUUUCACGUGUGCUGAUUCCCCAUCGCCCUCUAUCCAGAAUCAUCAUCAGGAAUUCCCUAUGUUCCAACUACUCCUUCCUCGUUGGUUUGUGGAGACAUGAAAGAAGGCAAGGACUCCGUCGAUAUUCCAGAAGUGUUGUCAGGAAUGACCUAUUCUCCAACUGCUCGUCCGGGGGUUUAUGAAGACAUGAACAUAGGCACACCUUGGUGGAAGCCUAUUUCGUAGAUCCUGUAAUCUGAUGGCACCAGAGAGGAUUUAGGGAAUGCAACUUUAUGAGUUUAAUGUGAUUUUAUUGAGCAGAUAAUUAAACACGCCUGGAGAACUUUUUAAUAGCUCAAGUGUUUUAAUGUAAAUAAUGGUAUGUGCCUGUGUGUGAU
Fragaria vesca subsp. vesca is the source of this 995-nucleotide messenger RNA. RefSeq lists its product as uncharacterized. Lineage: Eukaryota; Viridiplantae; Streptophyta; Magnoliopsida; Rosales; Rosaceae. The coding region runs from base 33 to 440 and encodes 135 amino acids. The record is from RefSeq and is a predicted model, not a curated record. The transcript is spliced from 3 exons.